Messenger RNA from Chanos chanos (milkfish), 1482 nucleotides. RefSeq names its product src-related kinase lacking C-terminal regulatory tyrosine and N-terminal myristylation sites (gene srms). The coding region runs from base 1 to 1482 and encodes 493 amino acids. Gene Ontology annotation, molecular function: protein tyrosine kinase activity; protein binding; ATP binding. Gene Ontology annotation, biological process: protein phosphorylation. The transcript has 8 exons. Lineage: Eukaryota; Metazoa; Chordata; Actinopteri; Gonorynchiformes; Chanidae. The record is from RefSeq and is a predicted model, not a curated record.
AUGGAGGGCUGUUGUCGAGCAUGUAUGCCUUGUUUGAGUCGAUUAUGGAAUUGGAUAUGGCCAGAAUUUCACUACCCGAACAUUACACGACCGGCAGAAAUCCGUACAGUCUCAGGUGAUAUUCGAGUGCCGGCUCCGAAAAAGAAACCAACGCAGCUCUAUGCGGCUUUGUUCGAUUUCGAAGCCAGGAGCGAAGAGGAACUGACAGUGAAGGAGGGAGACAAACUGUCGGUUAUUGAGAAGAGGGGGGACUAUGUGCUUGCCAAAAAACUCACCGGUGACCUGGAGUCCGGCUUAGUCCCAGCUAACUAUGUGGCAUUGUUGAAAGAUGAAUUUGCCAACUACAAGUGGUACUAUGGGAAUAUAAACAGAGAGAAAGCUGAGAAGCUGCUCUUGUCUCCUCAGAAUAAAACAGGUUCCUUCCUGGUCCGGAUCAGCGAGAGUCACAGUGAUGAGUACACAAUCUCAGCUAGGAAUGAAGGCUCUGUCUAUCAUUUCCGUAUCCAUCGUUCCACCAUUGGGGCAUAUUUUGUGUCAGACAAGAUUUCGUUCGCCACACUGGAUGAACUGAUCCGAUACUACCAGAACAAUUCACGGAGCCUUGGCUGCCCACUGGAUCAGCCAUGUGUCCAACAGAGGGAGCUCUUUGACAUGGAGCCAUGGGAGAGACCAAGGGAGGAGUUUAAACUGCAUAAGAAGCUAGGAGAGGGUCAUUUCGGAGAAGUCUGGGAGGCAGUGUGGACUGUUAAAAACCAGAAGGUGGCCAUCAAAAUGCUUAAACAAGAUGACACUAAACUGGACGAGUUUGUGAAGGAAGUCCACGCUCUAAAAAAUCUACACCACCCCAAACUGAUCCAGCUGCUUGCUUUGUGCUCUCGCGGUGAACCUGUCUACAUAGUCACUGAGCUCAUGACCAAAGGCAGCCUCAAGGCCUACCUCUCCACACCCGAGGGCCAGCUGUUGACGUCAGCUCACCUGAUCUACAUGGCUUGUCAGGUAGCAGAGGGCAUGGCCUAUCUGGAGGAUCGACACAUUGUCCAUCGUGACUUGGCCGCACGAAACAUCCUGGUGGGAGACGACCUUGUCUGUAAAGUGGCCGACUUUGGCUUGGCUCGCAUUAUCAAGGACAACGUGUACACGGCCAGUAGGAACACUAAGAUCCCUGUUCGCUGGACUGCUCCAGAGGCUGCUCUUUACCAACGCUUCUCCGUUAAAUCAGACGUCUGGUCAUUCGGAGUGUUGCUCUAUGAGAUGAUGUCACGGGGGAAGAUGCCCUAUGAUGGUAAGUCUAAUAAGGAGGUAUUGGAGCUGUUGUCUUCAGGGUACAGGCUGCCGUCUCCUACCCGUUGCCCACCCAAUAUUUACCGCAUGAUGUUGGAAUGCUGGAAUCCUGAGAGUUCCAAACGACCCUCAUUCCACGCUCUGCAUAGCCAGCUCGACAACAUCUAUUCCAGAAUCUACUUCAAAACCAUUGAGGUAUAG